AUGUCCGCGGCGCACGUCAACAAUUGCAAGCUUUUGACAAGUAUCUGUUUGAACGUUUCUGGUGCUAUCGGCAGGAGAAAAAUGAGCAUUAUCAAUAACGGUGUCGGUAUGCAUUCUUACGACGAUGCAGUCAAAAUGUUAAACUCUUUGCAAAGUUUUACUUCAAAUUUAACUCGUCACCCAGGAAAUUUGAAAUUAGGACAGGCUAUAAAUGAAAGUAGAUGCGGUGUGAGUAAUGCAGAUUUGGACCAGCUUUCAGUCAUUCAUGUUGCUGGCACGAAAGGAAAAGGAUCCACUUGUGUAUUUUGUGAACAAUUGUUGUUAUAUAAAGGUUAUCGCACUGGCUUAUUUACUUCUCCACAUUUAAUCUCUGUCAAGGAAAGAUUUAGAAUUAAUGGAAAAGUCAUUACUGAUGAUAAGUUUGUGUUUUAUUUUUGGAGUGUUUACAACACACUGUUAUUAAAACGAGGUAAUAAAGAAGAAUUACCAGCUUAUUUUAUGUUUUUGACUGUCAUGGCAUUUAAAAUGUUUGUCGAUGAAAAAGUGGAUGUUGCAAUCAUAGAAACUGGAAUUGGUGGCGAAUAUGAUUGUACAAAUAUAUUAAGAAAAACAUCAAUUGUUGGAAUUUCAUCACUAGGAUUUGAUCACACAACUGUACUAGGAAAUACUUUACAAGAAAUUGCUUGGCAAAAAAGUGGAAUUAUGAAGCCAAAUUCUGUAACAAUUGUUGCUAAUGAUCAACCUAAAGAAACACAUAAAAUAUUAAUUGAACGUAGUGUAGAAAAACAGACAACAUUAUUGGAAGCUCCGCCAUUUAACAAGUAUAAUUGGUAUGAAAAUACUUCAGAGUUAGGAGUUUUAAAUACAGCUCAAGAGAUAAAUGUUUCACUUGCUAUUCAACUUGCUAAUGCAUGGAUCAAUCGCAACAAUAAAUACGAUUGGUUAAAAAAAUGCAAUGUUGGGUUAAAUGGAAUGAAACAAGCUCCAAUUUGGGAAAUUAAAGAACAAGAUAAACAAGCAUUAAGGGAUGUUAAGUGGCUUGGUCGCAAUCAAGUUUUAAACGUAACACCCAAUUUAUCAUAUUUCUUGGAUGGAGCCCAUACAAUUGAGAGUAUUCAGUUAUGCAGUAAAUGGUACCAAAAUAUUUGUCCUAAGUCACAAUUGAAUACACAAAAUAUUUUAAUAUUCAAUGUAACGGCAUUAAGAGAUUACUGUACGUUUUUAAAAAUAAUAUUAACUGAAAACAAAAUAGAUUUAGUUUUGAUAUGUCCAAUAAUUACAUCAAUUGAUAAUCGCCGUCCAGAUACUGUUAAUUUGAAUUUCAAUUAUGAAGAAGAACUAGUCAAAUGUUAUAAUAUGAAAAAUUCUAUAGAUUUUUGUGAUGUAAAAGUAUUUAAUUCUAUCCAAGAAACUAUCAAACAUGUUGAAAAGUGCAGUUCUUCUGACAAAACUACAAACUAUCAAGUUUUAGUAACUGGCUCAUUAAAACUUGUUGGUGGAGUUUUAGAGGUCCUUCAAUCAUGA
This is a messenger RNA of Macrosiphum euphorbiae (potato aphid), 1524 nucleotides long. Lineage: Eukaryota; Metazoa; Arthropoda; Insecta; Hemiptera; Aphididae. The record is from the annotation of a GenBank genome assembly.